Messenger RNA from Schizosaccharomyces osmophilus, 2739 nucleotides. RefSeq names its product phosphoinositide phospholipase C Plc1 (gene plc1). Lineage: Eukaryota; Fungi; Ascomycota; Schizosaccharomycetes; Schizosaccharomycetales; Schizosaccharomycetaceae. Bases 1 to 2739 code for a protein of 912 amino acids. Gene Ontology annotation, molecular function: phosphatidylinositol-4,5-bisphosphate phospholipase C activity; calcium ion binding. Gene Ontology annotation, biological process: phosphatidylinositol-mediated signaling; lipid metabolic process. The transcript has a single exon. The record is from RefSeq and is a predicted model, not a curated record.
AUGCUGUCCAAUCCGAACACAAACAUAAUGGAUCAACGACAGAUCGAGAUUCUUAGGGAAAGCCCUAUUCCUUUAGAAAGGACAUCAAGUUCAUUGCAACAUAACGAACAAUGUCCUCCCUCUCCUAUGACUCCUAUGACUAUGAACCGGAGUCAUUCUUUGAAUACUACCGUUUCGGCCUCAAACGAUGGACUGGAAAACAUUACGUGUGACAAAAAAAGCAUUCCUCCCGGCAUUUUAAAAAACCGAUCGAAUUCUUUUUCUUCUUAUCUUGAUGCCCACUCCAAAACGACCGUUCCGUCCAAUGAGUCUUAUAGAAGUACUGGAUUAAAUUGGUUAUCCGUGAAAUUGAAUAUUUUGUUUCGGUCACAAAGAUUCCCUCGUAGGUCUUUUCAGAGGUCUUCUAGUUCAUCGAAUAACUCCAAAUCGGAGAGCGGUAAUACCAAUGUCUUGUUUCCUACUUCCGAUAUAUUCGAUACUAAGUACCUGCUUGCUACAAUUGUCCCAGAGUCCAUCCAAAACGGUUGUUUUCUCUUUCGUGUCACAAAGAAGAAGGUACGACAGCGAAAAGUAUCAUUGGAUCCGUUUACAGGAUACUUAAUUUUAGAUAAAAACACUGGGAAACCUUACCGUAAACUAUGUGUCGAUGACAUUAAAGAAAUUCGUCAAGGAAGCGAAUCCAGAAACUACAGAGAGCAAUUCAAAGUUUCUUAUGAGCAUGAAACUAGGUGGUUCACCAUUGUUUACACAGCCGAAGAUAAAAUGAAAGCUUUGCAUUUCAUUUCUCCCACCAUGGACGGUCUUAAUCAAUGGAUAAUGGCUUUAGAAGGAUUGAAAACAUACCGUUUGAAUGAGUUCAUUACAGGGUCUCGUUUUGUAACGAAUCACAAUAUUCAAACGAUCAAAGGAGAUGAAAAUAUUAGCCACCCUUGGGAAAAAUUAGAAAAAGAUGAGACAGCGGAACUCACUUUUGAAGACGUACAAUGUAUGUGUCAAAAGCUGCAUCUCAACGCUUCCUUUGAAUAUCUGGAGCAGACAUUUCGUAAGGCUGAUACGCUCGGAACCGGAAAACUAAGUUUUGAAGGGUUUCAGCACUUUGUAAGUAUGCUGAAAACAAGGCCAGAAGUAAAGCAACUUUUUAAUAAGUAUACAAAUCAUUCAAAGGAAAUGACUUUUGAUCAGUUUGCUACGUUUUUACGAGAUUCCCAAAAGUCUAUUAUUAAUGAUGAUCAAGUUGAGCUUGUAUAUGGUUCGUUUUGCAAAUCUUAUGACUCUCCAAUGAAUUUAAUUGAUUUUACGUCUUAUUUAUUGUCUCCUGCCAACACCCCGUUAACCCCAAUGAAUCAAGAUAUGAAUCGCCCUUUGAAUGAAUAUAUCAUUUCCUCUUCGCAUAAUACGUAUUUGCUUGGGAAGCAAUUUGCUGGAGAAAGUUCGAUCGAGGGUUACAUCCGGUCUUUACAAAGAGGUUGUAAAUGCAUUGAAAUAGACUGUUGGGAUGGUUCUGACGGGCCGGUGGUUUGUCAUGGAAGAACGUUUACAUCCAUGAUUCGUUUCAAUGAUGUUAUAGACGUUAUAAAGAAGUAUGCGUUUGUCGUUUCCGCUUACCCUGUCAUUAUUUCUUUAGAAAUCCAUUGUUGCCCGGAACAGCAACGGCAGAUGGCCGAUUACAUGAAAGAAACAUUUGGAAGUAACCUAUUAACAGAACCAUUGGGACCUCAUGAAGUAUUCCUACCAUCUCCCGAGCAACUAUUGUAUAAGAUUUUAAUUAAAGUGAAAUGUCAGGCAAAUGUUUUGGCUUGUAACUCGCCAGAUUUUAUUCGAGGUGGCGUUGUCGAUUCGUCUACGGAUACCACAGAAUCAUCUGAAUUAGAAGGUGGAGAACGGAAUUUAUCGAUUGAGCCAAAAAAAAGGAGUAGAAAAAUAAUAAUACCCGAGCUACAGCAAAUAGCACCAUAUGUACGUUCACUGAAGUUUCGCAAUUUUUCUUUACCCGAGUCGAAAACUUAUAAUCAUACAUUUUCAUUUUCUGAAAGGACCAUCAAAAGGCAUGGUAAGACGAUGUUUCCACGAUUAAGCAAGCAUAAUACGAAAUAUCUUUGUCGUGUAUACCCAGGUCCACUGCGACUUGGCAGUACCAAUUUGAAUCCACAAUUUUAUUGGCGUAUGGGUGUGCAGAUGGUGGCCUUAAACUGGCAAACAUAUGAUAUUGGCCUUCAAAUAAACGAUGCUCUUUUUCAGGCAGAUCCUCCGAGUGGUUAUUUGCUGAAGCCAGUGUAUCAGCGAGUCACGGAAGAAAAAGUGAAGCAAAAUAAGCAUUACAACAAUUCGCCCAAGAAAACAACGCUGAAGAUUGAAAUAAUAUCAGGGCAACAACUACGUCGUGCAAAAGAGCUGUCGAAUUCGGAAACGCUUUGUCCUUUUGUAGAAGUGCAAAUACAUUCUAUGGAGGAAAUACCUUUUCGCUGGAAUACGAGUGUUGUACAUCGCAAUGGGUUUCGACCAAUAUGGCAAGAGAGCUUCCAUUACGAAAGCGCUACAGAAGAUGAUGUUUACUCUGUCGUUCGUUUUAUAGUUCAUCAUCGAGCAAGCUCUGGCAACGAUACGGUAAUUGCAGGAUUUGGAUGUCCAUUGUACAGACUACAAAGUGGUUAUCGGCAUAUUCAACUUUAUGACAUGCAAGGUGAAAGUUUACUAUUUUCGACACUAUUUCUCCGAAUUGAGAAGGCUGAAUUUUGGUGA